UGAGUUGUGUCCUGUGCAGGCUGCCGUACCAACAGCACGACCUCGGCCACCAACAACGUGUACAGUGUGAACUCCUCUCAGCCUCUGGCCUCCUACAACCUGAGCUCCCUGCCCGCGGGCCCCGGGGCUGGGGCCGGGGCCAUCACCAUGGCCGCCGCUCAGGCCGUGCAGGCCACCGCUCAGAUGAAGGAGGGCCGAAGGACGUCCAGCCUGAAGGCGAGCUACGAGGCCAUCAAGAACAACGACUUCCAGCUGGGCCGAGAGUUCGCCCUGGCCCGGGACAGCGCCGGGUACUCCUCCUCCGCUCUGGCCUCCACCCUAACCCAGACCCUCACCCCCACCGCCACCUCUGACUCCAGGGGCCGCAAGUCCAAAAGCAGCAUCAAGUCCUCCAACCACCAGUCGUCCUCCUCCUCCUCCUCUUCCUCCCUGUCCUCCUGCUCUUCGUCGUCUGCGCUGGCUCAGGAACUUUCCCAGCAGGCCUCAGCGCUGCCGGAGGCCGAGGCCAACAGUCAGGUGGACUGGACCUACGACCCCAACGAGCCCCGGUACUGCAUCUGUAACCAGGUGUCCUACGGAGAGAUGGUCGGCUGCGACAACACAGACUGUCCCAUCGAGUGGUUCCACUACGGCUGCGUGGGCCUGACCGAGGCUCCCAAGGGGAAGUGGUUCUGUCCUCAGUGCACGGCCGCCAUGAAGCGCAGAGGCAGCCGCCACAAAUAGAGGGUCCGGCCGCCUCGCCCUCAUCAAGCACAGCUACCGUCGGCCGCCCGGGGUCAGAGGUUGGCAGGCUGGGAACACGUUGUGCCAACAGGAAGCGUUCUGGGACUAAUCCAUUUCACCGCCGCCCCCCUAACGUUCUGGACUUUCCAAGAAUCCUGCAGGUUUCUGUUUGUUUUCUUUAUUAACACAAGUCAGACUUGAUUGGUCUGAUGAUGCGGAUCCAUCAGGACCUGGUCCCUCUGGACAGACCUGCUGAAGCCCUGAACGUUUGGUCUCCAGUCGAGGGACCAGAGAAGCUCUCUGAACCUGUUCCGGUGUGUCCAGGUGUGAUUCUGUUCUGUACCUCACCUGGCCAGGUCAGAGGUCAGGCUGUGUGUACCUGGAGGACUUUAAAUAAACUGGACCUGAACUCGU
Molecule: messenger RNA, 1137 nt
Organism: Micropterus dolomieu (smallmouth bass)
Lineage: Eukaryota; Metazoa; Chordata; Actinopteri; Centrarchiformes; Centrarchidae
Product: inhibitor of growth protein 3-like
Exons: 5
Coding region: 148-723 (191 amino acids)
Biological process (GO): regulation of DNA-templated transcription
Cellular component (GO): NuA4 histone acetyltransferase complex
Source: RefSeq, a predicted model, not a curated record